GAUGUAAUUUUCUGCAGACUAAAAGGGCGCGCGAAAAUAAAAAAAAAAUCUGGUACGAACUCUUCUCACCUUGGCUUUGUUUUUUUCGCCCUUUUGCUCAGUCCAUUUCCUGUACUAUUUUGUUCUAUUUCUCAAUAAUGGAGACGCAUAAGCGUAGGACGUCAAAGCUGUCCUUGGAGCCAAACCCCUUUGAGCGCAGCUUCUCCUUGGCGCAUGCGGACGAGUCGCAGUCAGGACGGAGCUCGGUUGGCAAUGCCAAUUCGUCCAAGCCAAUAACGCUGCCGCCGGUAACUGCCAUAAACAGCCCGCUUGGCCAUGAGGGCGUAUCGGCAGCAUGGGGGCGGGACUCGCUGCGCAGCGGGCCUUUAUCUCCAGCAAUGCUGGGCGGACCCGCAGCACCGACAAGCCGUGCACGCAUAACACCACGGCUGGGCCUAACGGACCCCACCCUGCACACGGGGCUGACGCCGUUCCUGCAGGGCGAGACACACCCGACGGUCAGCAGUAUCCUGGGCACCAGCACCAUCGAUGGAUCAAAGCCGUCGCCGGGGUUCCAGGCGCUGCUGAGGGCGGUCAGUGGCAGCGAAAUAACAGCGACGCCCGGCGGCACGCUGCAUGUGAAGCCAUUGCAAAACGUAUCGGCCUCAGUCACAGCUACGGUGCUGCAAAGGUCACCCAGACCAAUGAUAGCGGCGGCAGGGAGGAAUCUGCAGAGCGCAUCGCAGACGCAGGUGAAUGUGACCUCAGCGACAUCACCCGCUACAUUUAAACAUGACGUAAUUUCCAUCAAACCACCCUCGCCACCUGCAAUCUCGCUGUCGACUAUACCAGAGCCACAGCCCAGAGCAGCAGCCGGGAAUCUGUUGCCACCGCCGCCGGGGCGUGUCCCCGAUAGCGGCUAAUGUUCCAAUGGAACUGAGUAGUAAGAAUAUUGCAACGGCAAAGCCUGCUGCGUCCAGCAAGCGACGACCCAUGGAUCCUAUACUUCAAUCGGCGACUGCACCCGCAGCAGCAGCUGCGCAGAAGACUCAUCAGAACCACCAGCAGUAGCAACAGCAUCAGCACCAAAGGCGCCACCCAAAACGGCCAAGCGCAGCCGCGGGAAGGGAGCCAAGGCUCCCGU
This is a messenger RNA of Linderina pennispora, 1123 nucleotides long. RefSeq lists its product as uncharacterized. Bases 138 to 902 code for a protein of 254 amino acids. Lineage: Eukaryota; Fungi; Kickxellomycota; Kickxellomycetes; Kickxellales; Kickxellaceae. The record is from RefSeq and is a predicted model, not a curated record. The transcript has a single exon.